UUAAUCUAUGCGUCGUCAUUUGGAGUAUCGCGUGACUUGAACAAGAAUUCAACACUCUGAAAUCCCAAAUAUCCCCAAUUUCUCUUCCUAGGGUUUUACCUCCAGCGGAUUGCACGACAAAUCUAAAAGUCGAAUCACUUCCAUCGAAAUGGCUGAUGGAGCUGGCAGUUUGGAGGCCAAAAUUGAGUCGCUGCUCAAUGUGGAGAAGCAGAUGAGGCAAGUUGGCGACGUCGCCGGCACUCGGAAGGCCGCCACCGAUAUUCUGCAGCUAUGCUACGAAGCCGGCGCUUGGCAGGCACUCAACGAGCAGAUUCUUCUCAUUUCCAAGCGCCGUGGACAGUUGAAACAGGCUGUACAAGCCAUGGUUCAACAAGCAAUGCAAUAUAUUGAUCAGACUCCAGAUAUUGAUACUAAAAUUGAGCUUAUUAAGACACUCAACAGUGUAUCGGCUGGGAAGAUUUACGUUGAGAUAGAGAGAGCUCGCCUCAUUAAGAAACUUGCAAAGAUUAAGGAAGAACAAGGACAUAUAGCUGAGGCUGCAGAUUUAAUGCAAGAAGUUGCGGUAGAAACAUUUGGAGCCAUGGCAAAAACUGAAAAAAUAGCUUUCAUACUUGAGCAAGUCCGUUUAUGUUUGGACCGCCAAGACUAUGUUCGUGCUCAAAUACUCUCAAGAAAGAUAAGUCCUAGAGUUUUUGAGGCUGACCCAUCAAAAGAAAAGAAAAAAACUAAAGAAGGUGAAAGCAUUGUUGAAGAGGCUCCUGCUGAUAUCCCAUCUCUAUUGGAGUUGAAGCGGAUCUACUACCAGUUAAUGAUUAGGUAUUACUCUCACAACAAUGAUUACCUUGAAAUAUGCCGAUGUUACAAGUCAAUAUAUGAUAUCCCCUCUGUGAAAGAAGACUCAGCCCAGUGGAUACCGGUUCUUAGAAAAAUUUGCUGGUAUUUGGUAUUGUCUCCUCAUGAUCCUAUGCAAUCUAGCCUUCUUAACUCAACCCUGGAGGAUAAGAACCUGUCAGAAAUUCCUCAUUUCAGGUUACUUUUGAAACAACUGGUUACCAUGGAGGUUAUUCAAUGGACGGCUCUGUGGGGCACAUUCGAAAAUGAGUUUGCAAAGGAAAAGGACAUGCUUGGUGGUUCUUUGGGUGAAAAGGCAGCUGAGGAUUUGAAACUCAGAGUAAUAGAACAUAACAUCCUUGUCGUCUCUAAGUACUAUUCACGGAUAACCUUGAAGAGACUUGCAGAUCUAUUAUGCCUCACAGUCCAGGAAACCGAGAAACAUCUCUCAGACAUGGUCGUCUCCAAAGCACUAGUGGCAAAGAUUGACAGACCUCUAGGUCUGAUCUGUUUCCAAGCAGCUAAGGACAGCAACGAUAUCCUGAACUUGUGGUCAUCGAACUUGGAGAAGCUACUCGACCUCGUGGAGAAGAGCUGCCACCAAAUUCACAAGGAGACAAUGGUCCACAAAGCUGCGCUGAGUUUGAAAAGUUGAGCAAGUUGCUUAUUCCAAAAUUAUAUGAUAGGAAAAAUGGCUACACAAAUUAAUCCGUGGAAGGUAGGAUUUUGGGCCGUGAUCAUCAUCCCUCUAUAUUCGGCUUUUGACAUUUAAUCCUUCUAGUUUUCAAUCGAUUCAUUCAUUGUUUUGAGUCGAAGUAUGUUACUUGUAUGCUUAAUUUGCAGUUUCAUUUAAUAUCACAAAUUAUUGAUGUUUCA
This is a messenger RNA of Salvia hispanica, 1707 nucleotides long. RefSeq names its product 26S proteasome non-ATPase regulatory subunit 12 homolog A-like. Gene Ontology annotation, cellular component: cytoplasm; proteasome regulatory particle, lid subcomplex. The record is from RefSeq and is a predicted model, not a curated record. Lineage: Eukaryota; Viridiplantae; Streptophyta; Magnoliopsida; Lamiales; Lamiaceae.